AUGAUUACUGGAGUUUGGAACCGGAGGAUCUGGUUCGCCAUCCAAAUAGGGAAAGCGGUCCAAGCACUUCACUCGUCGAACCUGCCGGCGAUUCACCGGGACAUAAAGUCCUCCGUCAAUCGACGAGAAUUGGAACGCCAGGCUGGGGGAUUUCUGAUUGGCCCCGAGUGGACAUGUGGAGGCCGUACGAAUAUCGUGCGGAAAGGGUGCACGAAAUUGCCUGAAUUUAGCUUUUUCAUCUUGGGAGAUGAAUAUUGUCCUCAUUUGAGAGCUCCAGUAGUCAUAGUGUUCUCCAUUGAAAAUAGGGACUUGCUUAGAUGUAUAGGCAAAGAAGAUGUCUCCACAAUUUGCUGUCAUGGUACAUUGCAGGAGAGUGUUUCUAACUUGAGGAAAAAGAUUUCUUUUAUCCAUAAAUUACAAAUUAACUUUCGACCAAGGAUUGAGAAGUUUUACUCGUUUGUGUAUUGUCAAAUUGCAGCUACUAUGGCUUUAGCAGCCACUUUUUCCUUCAAGAAUCAAUGUAUCGACACAGUGUGGGCCGCAAUUAUCUCCCACAAUGGUCCCACCCUCGGGGGCGGCGGUUUUCCCUUGGCACCGGGAAAAUUGGUCAUUCUCAAUGCCUACCCUGGCUGGUCUGGCAGGGUCUGGGCCCGAACUGGAUGCAACUUCGACUCCUGGGGCAACGGUUACUGCUCCACCGGUGAUUGUGGCUCACUGAAUUGCAGCGGAGUUGGCCAGCCACCUUUCACGUUAGCCGAGUUCAUCACCGCAUUGGAACCCACCGACAAUAACGUCUACACUGUCUACUUGACCGACGGCUACAACGUUGGCAUGCGCAUCAAUGUCACCGGCGGAACAAGUGACUGCCAGUACGCGGGCUGCAUCGCCGACUUGAACUGUCCCCCGGAGUUGCAGGUGGUUAAUGUCUUUGGCUCGGUGGUCGGGUGCAAGAGCGCGUGCGAGGCGUUCAACGCGGCCGAGUUUUGUUGCUCCGACGACUACUCGACGCCACAAACUUGCUCGCGGACUCAGUACUCAGAGAUGUUCAAGAAAGCGUGUCCGAACGCGUAUAGCUACCCUUACGAUGAUGUUUCAAGCCGUUUCACGUGCUCUGGGUCGAAUAUCUUGAUAACGUUUUGUCCAAAAGAGUUGUGAUCAUGAUUCCAGAUUACAGGGACGUUAUCUUCUUCGUUUAUGGUUUUGUUAUUGGGUUUGGUAUAAUUGGAUGGAAAAAUAAUUUAUUGUAAGAAUAUGGUGAUGUCUUUUCUUUUCUUUUCUUUUUUCUUGGUUUUCAAGAGCAUUUCCCCCACCUUCAAUACUAGUAAGAUUCUGUUA
Messenger RNA from Juglans microcarpa x Juglans regia, 1335 nucleotides. Its product is annotated as pathogenesis-related protein 5-like. The transcript has 4 exons. The coding region runs from base 1 to 1155 and encodes 384 amino acids. NCBI's taxonomy places the organism in Eukaryota, Viridiplantae, Streptophyta, Magnoliopsida, Fagales, Juglandaceae. Gene Ontology annotation, cellular component: extracellular region. The record is from RefSeq and is a predicted model, not a curated record. Gene Ontology annotation, biological process: defense response.